Molecule: messenger RNA, 1560 nt
Organism: Hevea brasiliensis (rubber tree)
Lineage: Eukaryota; Viridiplantae; Streptophyta; Magnoliopsida; Malpighiales; Euphorbiaceae
Exons: 7
Coding region: 505-1548 (347 amino acids)
Biological process (GO): phloem or xylem histogenesis; auxin-activated signaling pathway; leaf vascular tissue pattern formation
Source: RefSeq, a predicted model, not a curated record
UUUUCCUCUUUUCAAUCAGUUUGGAUUAUAUAUAUCCUGCUCAUAUUAUUCUUUUACGGCUCCCAUGAGCUUUCCUGAUUUAGAAACUCUAUCAGCUCAAUGAUUUUUCCCUUACUGUAUAUGUAUUUCGUUGUUUUUAUUUUCUUGCCAUCUUAUCGUUCUUGAUUUUUCCCCUUAGAAAAAGAUAUCCAAAUGUGUAUUGUUUUUUAUUUUGGUAGAUACGUGCAUGGUUUCUGCAGAAACUCGUCUGUUUUGGAAUUAAGUAGAGUUUUAAGUUCCAUAACUUUCCUUCGUAGAUAACUUUGUUUCUUGCAAGUUAGAAGUUGAAUCUUGCAUGCAUUCAUAUGGAGGAACUUCCAGGAGGAGUACUGACCCAAGGAAGAGUCUCCUUCAAAACUCAGCAGCAAUUACAAACUAAUAAGAAUUUAUUUUCUGAUCAUUAAAAUUUAUUAGAAUGCGAAGCUUUUUGAGCAGAGGUGUUGGAACAGGGCAAAUGAUGAAAUAAUGGCAACAAGAACUAAACAUUACCAUUAUGAGUCUUUGAAUAUCCCUCUGCACGCCAUGGAGUUUCUAUGUCGAUCAUGGAGCCCAACUGCCUCUGGCUUCCUACAGACAUUGUCAUCAUCCAAUAAACAGAUAUUGGAUAUUGAUGAUCACAAGCAAAGACAAAUAGGGGAGCAUGAAGAGAAGGUAGAUCAUAACAGUGAUGUUUUAGGGGAGCAGGAAGGAAUAAUAUUCCAAGUAGAUGAUGGAAAAAAACAUGCAGCUCAAAGCAACAAAAAACUGAUAUGGCGCAUUAAGGGUUGGCUAAGAGAAAAUUCAUUGACUGGUAUAUUGAGGUGGAAAAGAGAGAAGAAGAAGGAAGAAGUUCGACUCCUCACUGCCAAAAUACAUGCUGCACUUUCUGUGGCACGGCUGGCUGCAGCAAUUGCUGGCUUUGCAGCCACCAACAGCAUGGAAAUAGAAAAGAAUAUGGACAAUGAAACUGUGAAAAUAAGUAAUGGGGUUGCCUGUGCCUCUGCAUUGCUAGCCAGUGCUUGUGCCGAAGCUGCAGAAUCAGUAGGUGCACAUAGAGCAGAUGUUGCCUCUGCUGUCAACUCUGGCCUGACCAUUCAAACCCCUGCUGACAUUAUUACUCUUACUGCUGCUGCUGCAACAGGUUUAAGGGGAGCUGCAACCCUCGAAUCAAGAGCAACUUCCAUCCUGCAAUUCCCAGACAGGAACAAAGAGCCAGUUAAAUUAGCUGCUAAAUUAUCAAUAAUCACCCCUUCUGAACAAAAAGUACUUAGGUUGGUUUCCAUCCAUUUGAAGCAUAGACAAUUGAUGCUGUGCCUUGAAAAGAAGUACAUGGGAGUCUUAACCACUUCCGAGGAGUAUACAAUUCUGCAAGUGAUAAGAGAAAAGAAAGUUCAAGGCUACUACUUGCUUGGCAUAAAAUGUAAUGGUGGAGACAUCAAGCUGCUGUUUGAAGACAAAAAACAAUUACUUGUGUGGAUUUCCAGCAUUUCUAGUUUCUUACAGAUGCACAACUCUUACCAUGUAAAAUGAGGUUUAAGCAUU